AUUAUUGAGUUGGAUGUUUAUCCGGACGUUCGUUUGUGAAAUCACUAUUUUUAACGGUACGGUUAUGUCAUUAAUUAUUCUAAAACUGGAACAAAAAAGGAAACUUAAACACAAAAGAAAUACUAGGUCAAAAGGAAAGAUUUGAAAUGCAAAGCUCGUCAAACGACGAAGAUGAUGUUAAUUGCAAAAUGCCCACUACAAUCAAAUUCGACGAUUGGAAGACGUCUUUUGAAAGGUUUGAAUACGCAAUAAAUGGUUUGGUGAACAAAAAGCGGAACACAUCAAAGGAAGAAAACGCAUAUCUUGAACGAUUGCUGCAAAAGUCAAAGGAAGACAACGCUAAUUUCAGACGUGAAAAAGCACUACUGCGGGCUCGUGACUUAAUGACUCAAUCACAAGACGACAUACUUGCAAAUCAAAAAAGAACCGAAGAAAUGUUUGUUCAGGUUUAUGACACUCUUCACGAAAAACUACAAAAAGCGGAAACUGAACUUUCCGAGCUGAAGAUCAGAUGUAUAAGGCCAUAUGAGGAACAACAUUUGCGCAAAGAGCUAGAAAAUAAGGAAGAGCAGGUUCGUCUCCUUAAGGAACAAAAAGACAUCAUGAAAAAAACUAUAAGUGUGCUUUAAAAAACGAUUGCAACAUUGGAGAAAGAUUCUACAACAGCAGACGAAUUUGGUAAAGAAAGUACGUCUCUGGUGGAGCUUAUAGAGGAACAAGCAAAACUGCAAGUGGAAUAUGAACUUAGUAAUGAGCGUCUAGAAAAUUUGGAGCAAGCUUCUAAUGACUCCGUCAGUACAGAAACGGUACACAUGCCUUAACGUUAGUUUAAACCUAUCUAUUCUUACUCGAUUGCAUCGACAGCCUCAGGCAUAUUGAAACGCUUUCGAGUCCGUUUCCUGGGCCAAUAACAAGUAUUUGAGAGUGUCUUUGAGGGAGAUGUCAAGAACGCUCCCUUAGUGGGGAUCGAACCCGUGACCUGCCCGAUCGGUAGGCGGACACCAUAUCCAUUACGUCAUUUCUUAAUGUUACGUUGAUGAUAUAAUCGUUUGUCAAGUGUACUUUUUUUAAUUGAUGAACGAUUGGACACUAUUGGUGUAGAAGUAAUUCACAAUGUUGACUCAGUAGAGACUCUUUUUUUAAGUGUAAAGGUAUCUUUUUUUUCUAUGUCUUGUCACUAUUAACCAUACUUGAAAAAAAAGAAGUGAAGAUGAAAGGCAGUAAAUAUUUAAAGUGUCGUUUACGCAAACAUGCACACUAUUUAUGUGAGUUCAUUGAAUAAUAAGUCGUAUUGAACCAAAGCGCGCUAUCAGACAUUGCAAUCAGAUUUCGAACUAACCAUGCCAAACAAUGAGCAUGCCAUCUUGGUUCAAUCCUUUAUUAAACAUUUUGAUAACUUAAAUCCCAUUUUCGAAGCAGUAUUAAAUUCUCCACCAUUGCAUUCCAAGGCCGAAUAUCAAAUU
Molecule: messenger RNA, 1463 nt
Organism: Dreissena polymorpha
Lineage: Eukaryota; Metazoa; Mollusca; Bivalvia; Myida; Dreissenidae
Exons: 10
Coding region: 147-629 (160 amino acids)
Source: RefSeq, a predicted model, not a curated record